Porites lobata is the source of this 2248-nucleotide messenger RNA. NCBI's taxonomy places the organism in Eukaryota, Metazoa, Cnidaria, Anthozoa, Scleractinia, Poritidae. The record is from the annotation of a GenBank genome assembly.
CGAGAACUCACGCUGGGUACAGAACACAGCCAAGUACAGAUGCUUGGAUGAACGAAGAGUCGACUUCAAAGGAUAGCAUUACGAUAGACCGGUUAAGACCCGCGCAGGUUCAACAAUUUGACCGCGCUACACUGUGUGAGAGGCUACAAGGAAUGUUCGUGCACUACCAAGUCGAGGAGUUCGAUUCGCUCAGCACGACAUAGAUGCUUAUUUAGUUCCAUGGGAGGAUGACAAAACUGUGAAUUAAACAAAGAGCCAACCCGAUUGAUUCAUUGAAGUUUUCUGUCCGGUUUCUCACGCGAUUGUAUAGUGGAAAAAGCAACUCGCCUAAGACACAAGAGACAAAAGGAUGAGCAUAGUACACGAUAAUUUCAGCGUUCCAAAUGGCUCGCUCAAUCCUUUUUCACCACCUCAAAAUGUGCGGUCCUCAGCUCGUCCAUCGGCCCACGAGUUCCUUUUCGGCGCCGGGUCCGACACCUUCCCAACAUCUAGCGUCGCAGCUGUUCGCCCUCCUAACAGCAGUAUAAAUCUGGCGUCUGACACAACUGGCGCUAGAGCAGGAAGCAAUCAGCGACAGCACAACAUGUUCGCAGGAUCUGUAAUUCACCAGCUUCACCCAAGCCACUACAACAGCCUGCAAGAGCCGCAUCGCGAAGGUACCAGUGGUUCGCCACAUGGAUUUUAUUCCGUCGCUCAUGCUCACGAUCCACCCGGUUCUCACUAUCAACAAACUGGCGGGCCGCUAGCCGGCCCGUACAGGUUUUCCAAAGGCCUUGAUUACUAUUCGCGAGAAGACAAAUUUGACGCCGCUCACCACUCGCAGUUUGCGAACCCUUUCGCUGCCCCGCGCUAUGAGUUCAUGCAGCACCCAGGACUUGCCAUGCCUGCAAGUUAUCUGCGACAGCCCUUGAGUCAUGUGGUGGUUUGUGAAUGGAUCGAACCGGGCAGCAAAGGAAAGCCUUGUGGGAGACAAUUCUUUCGAAUGCACGACGUUGUUGCUCAUCUCUCUGAAGAUCAUGUUGGAGGACCGGAAAGCAGCUCACAUGUGUGCUUUUGGAAGGACUGCUCUCGUAAUGGACUUCCCUUUAAGGCCAAGUAUAAGCUUAUUAACCACAUUCGUGUGCACACGGGGGAAAAGCCCUUUUCGUGUCCUUUCCCUGGCUGCGGGAAGCUGUUUGCCAGGUCAGAAAAUCUAAAGAUUCACAAGCGAACGCACACCGGCGAGAAACCAUUUAUGUGCGAAUAUCCGGGUUGCGACCGACGCUUUGCAAACUCGAGCGACAGAAAGAAGCACUCACACGUCCACACGUCUGAUAAACCAUACAUCUGCAAAAUCGAAGGAUGCAACAAGAGUUAUACUCACCCAAGCUCUUUACGAAAACACAUGAAGCUACACCAAAAGCCUUCAGAAUCCCUGGGUGUGCCUAGUCCUCAAGAUAACGAAAGCAUAUCCUCCGCUCGGACAACUUCGCCCGCUUUUCAUACCGCCUCAACGUACCCACCAAUGUCGGAUUGGUUUAAUCGCUUGCCGCCGUCUCAGAAUCACGACCACUUUCACAUGGACACAAACGGGAGCAUGGCCGCCGGUCAAGCUCCUUUGACGUCCUACUGACAUCCUACCGAGAAAAUAAAGACUUCACUCGUUUAUCAUGGAGGCCAGACAGAACUAUUUAAAUAGCCGUUUGAAUCAACAAGCGGGAACGUUUUUCAUCAGUAAAGCUCUGCCUGUCUACUCAAGAAAACAUGGGCUCGGUUGUUCCUGCCAAAUUUCAAAGGACCUCAAAUUUACUUCAGUGUCCAUAACACACUAAAGCUUAAAGAACUCUAAUUUGUAUUCUCGCAAUCAGAGCUUAUCAAAAGUGAUUUUAAUGAACGCUUUUGGAACAGUUGCUAUACGAUGAAAUGGCGCACCAAAAGACGAACGAAUACGGGCAGAAAGCUGGACUCUUAGGUCUCAGUCAGGCUUAAAAGCUCGAAAUAUCCUUAACAACCGGACAGAAAGGUACAGUGCCUUACAAAACAAGUAAAAAAUUCGCUUUAAUAUUGCCAGAAGAAAUAAAACUAUGAAGAACAAGAAUUUGUCAUAUAUCUGACCGAAGGCAACGAUUUUCGGCUCAGUUGGCCAUUAAAAUUUAUCCAAGUUUUAGCUUACAAUAUUUUCUUAUUUAUGUGAGAAUAUUUCCCGUUUCCGAACAGCACUGUAAAUAGCAUAUUUGGGAUAUGACUCCACCUGGGAUAUUAAACAGAC